AUGAUGUUUGCCGAGCUGGCUGCUGAGCGCCUUCGUCAAGAGACAGAAUUUCGUCUGGGAAAUAGGCAGAGUGCAGACUUGAAUGCGUCAAUGGCCGCAAAAACUUCUGGGAUGGAAUCGGAUCGUGGAUACGCUAUACCUAGACCUCAGGCUCAGCGUUCAUAUGGCAGCUUCUCCUUAUCUCCUAUGAAUUCUCCAUUGGCAAACACCAAUAAAUACGCCAUGAAAGUCGGAAACAACUAUCAAAUGCCAACAAUGCCAAUGAGAGGGCUGCAGCAGAUGACCUUACCUACUACGGUAAUUUAUUCUACAUAAUU
Messenger RNA from Cylicostephanus goldi, 317 nucleotides. NCBI's taxonomy places the organism in Eukaryota, Metazoa, Nematoda, Chromadorea, Rhabditida, Strongylidae. The record is from the annotation of a GenBank genome assembly.